UCUGACACGUGAUUCGUAGAUCAGAGCUCAGAGCUGUUGCUGUUUUCAGGAAAUGAAACUCACACAGUCACUGUGACCGAGAGGAGAAAUGGAGCAGAACCAGCUGGACCGAGAAACCUUCUCCUGUUCGAUCUGUCUGGAUCUACUGAAGGAUCCGGUGACUAUUCCCUGUGGACACAGCUACUGUAUGAAGUGUAUUAAAAACUUCUGGGAUGAAGAGGAUCACAAAGGAAUCCACAGCUGCCCUCAGUGCAGGAAAACUUUUCUACCGAGGCCUGAGCUGAGUAAAAACACCAUGUUAGCAGCUUUAGUGGAGCAGCUGAAGAAGACUGGACUCCAAGCUGCUCCUGCUGAUCUCUGCUAUGCUGGACCUGAAGAUGUGGCCUGUGAUUUCUGCUCUGGAAGAAAACUGAAAGCCAUCAAGUCCUGUUUAGUCUGUCUGGCAUCUUUCUGUGAGAAACACCUUCAGCCUCAUUAUGAUUCAGCUGCAUUCAAGAAACACAAGCUGGUGGAGCCCUCCAAGAACCUCCAGGAGAACAUCUGCUCUCGUCAUGAUGAGGUGAUGAAGAUGUUCUGUCGUACUGAUCAGAAGUGUAUCUGUCUUAUCUGUUUAAUGGAUGAACAUAAAGGCCACGACACAGUGUCAGCUGCAGCAGAAAGGACUGAGAGGCAGAGAGAGCUGGAGGUGAGACGAGAAAACAUCCAGCAGAGAAUCCAGGACAGAGAGAAAGAUGUGAAGCUGCUUCAACAGGAGCUGGAGGCCAUCAAGCACUCUGCUGAUAAAACAGUGGAGGACAGUGAGAAGAUCUUCACUCAGCUGAUCCGUCUCAUCCAGAAAAGAAGCUCUGAUGUGAAGCAGCAGAUCAGAUCCCAGCAGGAAACUGAAGGGAGUCGAGUCAAAGAGCUUCAGGAGAAGCUGGAGCAGGAGAUCACUGAGCUGAAGAGGAAAGACGCUGAGCUGAAGCAGCUCUCAGACACAGAGGAUCACAACCAGUUUCUCCACAACUACCCCUCACUGUCAGCACUCAGUGAGUCUACACACUCAUCCAGCAUCAAGAUCCGUCCUCUGAGCUACUUUGAGGAUGUGACAGCAGCUGUGUCAGAGCUCAGAGAUCAACUACAGGACAUCUUGAGAGACGCAUGGACAAACAUCUCACUGAGACUCACUGAGGUGGAUGUUUUACUGUCAGAACCAGAGAGCAGAGCUGGAUUCUUGAGAUAUUCAUGUGAAAUCACACUGGAUCCAAACACAGCAAACAAUAAUCUGUUACUAUCAGAGGGGAACAGGAAGGUGACAUUUAUGAAUCAACCUCAGUCUUAUUCUAGUCAUCCAGACAGAUUCACUGGUUGUUUUCAGGUUCUGAGUAGAGAGAGUCUGACUGGACGUUGUUACUGGGAGGUGGAGAGGAGAGGUAUAGUUUAUGUAGCAGUUGCGUACAACAAUAUUCAUAGAGCGGGAAGAUGGAAGAAAUGUGGAUUUGGACAGAAUGACAAAUCUUGGGCAUUAUAUUGUUCCCAAAACGGUUACGAAUUUGGUCACAACAACAUCUUGACCUACAUCUCAGGUCCUGGUUCCUCCAGAGUAGGAGUGUACCUGGAUCACAGAGCAGGUAUUCUUUCCUUCUACAGCGUCUCUGAAACCAUGACUCUCCUCCACAGAGUCCAGACCACCUUCACUCAGCCGCUACAUGCUGGAGUUAAUGUUUGGUGGGGCCGAGGUUCCGCUGAGUUCUGUAAACUCAAGUAACUGAAGUAUUUCUGUUUGAUUCCUUCUAAAGUUUUUUAUUCAAUAAUUUUUAGCGUCUUUGCUGGGUUUUUUUGUACUUUUCGGUGCAACAACAGGUUUCUUAUAGUUAAAAUAUAAAUUGCUCCCAGUUUAUUUAAUGUAUUUUCUAGCAAAUUAGUUUACAGGAAGAAAAUUAAAUGUGCUUAUUUAAAUAUAAAAAGUUCCAGUUGCUUUUGAAGCUUAAAGCAGCGUCUUGGUUGUUUUGAUUGAUCUUUCUACUAAAAUGCUAAUAAAAUCUUUAGAAGUUCAUCAGUUCAAGCAAAUUAAACAUCCCUUUGUUUCCUUCAUGAAUGUAAAUAAAAAAUUGAGCAUGAAAACAGAAGAUUGUUGAAAUGUAAAGAUGUCUGUGAAAUAUUCCCAAUUAAAGCACCAUUUUCAUGGUUGCAACUAA
Messenger RNA from Fundulus heteroclitus (mummichog), 2177 nucleotides. RefSeq names its product E3 ubiquitin/ISG15 ligase TRIM25-like. The record is from RefSeq and is a predicted model, not a curated record. Lineage: Eukaryota; Metazoa; Chordata; Actinopteri; Cyprinodontiformes; Fundulidae. The transcript has a single exon. Gene Ontology annotation, molecular function: protein binding; zinc ion binding. Bases 89 to 1747 code for a protein of 552 amino acids.